AUGGCAGAAAAGAAAGCCGAACCCGGCACGACCAUGACCGCACGCGUAGGCCGAGACAAACAGAGAUACGGCCCCAAAGGCGAACGCCUAGUAGCCGGCACCGUCCCCCUCUCCCCCGACCGCACCCUCGUCCUCCUGAUCCAAAGCAGCUCACGCAAAACCUGGGUCCUCCCCAAGGGCGGCUGGGAAACCGACGAGCCGACGUGCGCCGAAGCGGCCCAACGCGAGUCCUGGGAAGAAGCCGGCAUCAUCACCUCCAUCGUCGCCGACUUGGGGGAGAUCGAGGAGAAGCGGACGGAAGCCCAGAUCAAGAAGUACGGGCCUGCUGCGCCCAGGGCGUUGUAUAGAUUUUUCGAGGUGCAGGUGCUCGAGGAGAAGGCAAGUUGGCCCGAGGGGUUCAAGAGGGAGAGGUGUUGGAUGGGGUGGGAGAGGGCUAGGAGUUGUUUGGAGGGGCGGCCGGAGUUGUUGGAGGCGUUGGAGAGGAGUAGUAUGAAAAGGAAGUGA
Molecule: messenger RNA, 504 nt
Organism: Recurvomyces mirabilis
Lineage: Eukaryota; Fungi; Ascomycota; Dothideomycetes; Mycosphaerellales; Teratosphaeriaceae
Exons: 2
Coding region: 1-504 (167 amino acids)
Biological process (GO): diadenosine hexaphosphate catabolic process; diphosphoinositol polyphosphate metabolic process; adenosine 5'-(hexahydrogen pentaphosphate) catabolic process
Cellular component (GO): cytoplasm; nucleus
Molecular function (GO): bis(5'-adenosyl)-pentaphosphatase activity; diphosphoinositol-polyphosphate diphosphatase activity; endopolyphosphatase activity
Source: RefSeq, a predicted model, not a curated record